AUGUUGAAGUCCUCCACGUGGAGGGAGUUAAUGGCUGUGUAUAGAGUCCUGUUGUCAUUGGUUCAAAAUUUGAGGUUUCAGAGGAUUCACAAACACGAGAUAGACGAGCUGCCGGAGGUCUUGGCGGACAAGGUGGCCCUUCUCCCUCAGAUACUGCAAAAGUCAAGAGCCGACAGCACGUGCAAGAACUAUAAUCAGUCGUUUCAAAGAAGCAGUUUACAGAAAUACAUACAUUCAUGCUUCCACCCACACUUCACGGCACCAAUCCCAAUCAAAAACCCACCCACCCACACCUCACCCACCUCCCCUCCACCCACCCCUCUAACCCCGCCCCUUCCCUCGACCCACACCUCACCCCACCCCUCCCUUCCGCCCACCCCUCUCACCCCGUACCCCCUCAACCCACACCUCACCCCACCAUCCCCUCCACCUACCCCUCUCACCCCGCCCCUGCCCUCGACCCACACCACACCUCACCCCAUCCCUCCCCUCCACCCACACAUCACCCCCCCCCCACACACACACACACACACUCGCCCCUUCCUUCGACCCAUACCUCACAACACCCCUCCCCUCCCCUCCACCAACACCGCCUCCCCUCCACCCACCAUUCUAACUACGCCCCUUCCCUCGACCCAUACCUCACCCAACCCCUCCCCUCUACCCACAUCCCGCCUCACCCCUCUCCUCCGCCCACCCCUCUCAUCCCGCACCUCCCCUCCGCCCACCUCUCUUACCCCGCCCCUCCCCUCGACCCACUUCUCACCCCACCCUCCCCUCCACCCACACCUCACCCCACCCCUCCCCUCCCCUCCACCCACACCUCACCCCACCCCUCCCCUCCACCCUCCAUGCACACAAAAGAGACCAAUGAAAGGCGUGUAA
Molecule: messenger RNA, 885 nt
Organism: Mya arenaria
Lineage: Eukaryota; Metazoa; Mollusca; Bivalvia; Myida; Myidae
Exons: 3
Coding region: 1-885 (294 amino acids)
Source: RefSeq, a predicted model, not a curated record